CAAUUAAUAGAUUUUUAUUUCCAUGAGCAUUUCAUUCAAGAAAUUGAGCCCACUCCUUAACAGAGUCCUCGUCAAGAGAGCAGCUGCCAGCACCACCUCUGCUGGAGGAAUCAUCCUGACCGAAGAGAAAGAGAUGGCAUAUGGAGAAGUCGUCGCCCACGGUCCAGGAGUUUCAGAAGAAGGAGGAUUCAGAGAUACUUGUGUUAAGAAGGGAGAUACCGUCCUCCUCCCCUCAUGGGAAGGCCAAAAGAUUGAACUCAACGGAGAAGAACUCUCUAUCUACAGAGAUACCGACAUCUUGGGCAUCCUGUCUGAGAAGGUCCAAUAACUAAAGAAUACUAGUUUUUAAAGUAGUUCUCCCAUAUCCA
Moneuplotes crassus is the source of this 368-nucleotide messenger RNA. The record is from the annotation of a GenBank genome assembly. Lineage: Eukaryota; Ciliophora; Spirotrichea; Euplotida; Euplotidae.